AUGCCGGGUUUGUUGCGGAAGCUCGUCAUCGUCGCCGCAGUCGACGGGCUGAUUCUGCACGGGCACGGCAUAAACGGACCCCGCCAUAACAAUGGCAGCAAUAAUGAGGCCUCUUCCAUCCGUAUCGACUACAAAACGAAUAAAAUCACUGCCCUGCCCGCUUCCACGGAGGAGUCACUAGAAGAUCGCGAUUAUUUGGAGGCCUACGGACUUGUCGGUCUGCUGUCUGUCGCGUCACACUCGUUUUUGGUCUCCAUUACGCAGCGCCAACAAGUCGCACAGAUUCAGGGCCGUCCUGUCUACGCUGUGACCAAUGUUGCAAUCAUUCCCGUCUCCUCGCAAGCGGAUGCCAACCGCGCAAUCACACAGGCACGGAAGGAGGUCUCACAGGGCGAUCCUGAUCUAGACUCUGACUCCGAAGACGAUAUUCCAGACCAUGUCACAGAUCACGGGGAGACGGAAAUUGGUAGUGCGCCGAGUUCGCCUAAUCGGCAGGCAACAUUCCAUACCCGCGGUGCUAGCGUUGGUAGCAUAGCGGAGGAUGUCAUUGGGAAACGGGUGCCAUUUGGUCGAUUUGCGGCUAAUUGGCUCUCACGGAGGAAUCUGGGAUUGCCGCGGCCUGGAGCGAUAACGCAGGAUGUGCCUGAGUCGCCCUUUGAUGAAACCUCUUCACCCGGGACGGCCACUCCAGAUGCUGAGUCGAAGGAGGAUGAAGCUGUGGAGGCCGCUUUACCUGAAGAUCAGAGAGAGGACAUGAAGCCUGGUGAAAAGGACGAGCUUCCUCGGUCUGGUCAAGCGUCUGACCUGUUGCCCAAGUUGCUGAAAUAUACGAAGCUACUUUUUGCGUCGCAUAAUUUCUUUUUUGCCUAUAAUUAUGAUCUGACGAGACCUUAUAAUGCCCAGGAAGCACGCACUGAACAACUUCCUCUUCACAAGGCUGUAGAUCCCUUGUACUUCUGGAAUAAACAUCUCAUGUUUACAUUCAUUGAAAAUGGUGCUCAUGGCUUUGUGAUGCCACUCUUGCAAGGAUUUGUUGGUCAACGAGAAUUUACAGUCGCCUGUCCUGAGCAAAAGCCAAAUUCUGAGUCUGCAGACGAAAAGCCGGUUGAAGCGAAAAUUCUUGGCGACAGCCAAGAGGCAGGCUCGGUGGAGACGGAAGUCUCUAAGCGCAACUUUCUGUUGACCCUCAUCUCGAGGCGGUCUGUCAAUCGACCUGGCCUCCGGUAUCUCCGUCGUGGCGUGGACGAUGAAGGAAAUACAGCCAAUACUGUCGAGACGGAGCAGAUUCUGUCCGGCCCUGACUGGGACCCUUCCAGCAAUGUCUACUCGUAUUUGCAAGUGCGAGGAUCGAUCCCCUUGUAUUUCUCUCAGUCCCCAUAUGCCUUCAAGCCCAUUCCGGCGCUGCACCACUCCGCUGAAGUCAAUCAGCUUGCAUUUGGAAGGCACAUUAGGGAAAUGAGCCGGAGAUACGGCAAAAUUCAGGCCGUUUCUUUGAUUGACAAGCAUGCGGGAGAACUGAAACUGGGCGAACAAUAUGAGAGAUACGCCGAUGUCUUUAAUCAGGCCGGUGGUGUUGAUGGCACACCACUGCGGUUGGAGUGGUUUGAUUUCCAUAACGAAUGCCGUGGAAUGAAGUUUGAGAAUGUGUCCCGUCUAGUCGACCGGGUGAAGGAGACACUGGAUGAAUUUGGUUAUACUAGCGUCAAGGACGGUGUAUCGUCGCUCAAACAGAGUGGUAUCAUUCGCACCAACUGCAUGGAUUGUCUUGACCGUACCGGUGUGGCUCAGUGCGCAUUUGGCCAGUGGGCUUUGGAGCGCCAGCUUCAAAAUGAGGGCAUCGCGAUUGACCUGGGUGGUGACUCGUCUACUCAGUGGUUCAACACUCUUUGGGCAGAUAACGGCGAUGCUAUUUCCAAGCAAUACUCGUCCACUGCUGCUUUGAAAGGUGACUAUACUCGCACGCGAAAGCGAGACUAUCGAGGCGCAAUCAAUGAUUUUGGACUCACUCUCUCACGGUACUACAACAACAUUGUGAACGAUUACUUCUCGCAGGCUUGCAUCGACUAUCUGCUGGGUAAUGUCACCCCGCACGUUUUCGACGAAUUUUCCAUUGGCUUGCAGACCACCGAUCCAGGCAUCUCGGUUCAAAAGAUCCGGCAGAAUGCAAUCGAUACCAGCUGCAAGAUCGUUAUCAGCAGUCCCUCCGAGGAGUUCCUUGGCGGUUGGACUAUGUCCACCCCCCGACAACCCAAUACGCUACGCACUCUUCCCUUCGAAGAAUCUGUCCUUCUUCUGACAGAUGCGGCGGUGUAUAGCUGCCGUUUCGACUGGGAGACCGAUAAAGUGCUCUCUUUCGAACGGAUUGACCUGCGCUCUGUAUCCCGUAUACAUUACGGAACAUACGUCACCUCCAUCCUAACAGAGAGCCAGUCGAACGAGCGCACCAACGUGGGCCUUGUCAUCGUCUAUCGCGAUGGUGAUGAGAAUCUCGUACGAGUCAACACCCGGUCCUUGCAAAGCAGUGUCCGUCCCGCCGCCCUCGAAGCCUCCAGCAGCUCCACGGGCGAAUGGGAUUUGGUUUCCUGGCUUCGUGGUACUAAGCGCGCCACUACACGAUUUAUCGCAUUCAAGUCUCUUCCACUAACAAAUGCGGGGACUAGCCCUCGCCUCGGGCCCACGACGGGUAAUGUUCGCGAACUUGAUCGCGUUCGCUCCAUCUGUUUGGAAAUCGAGCGUGCGAUGCUGGCGGGUGAUGGGCAGAACAAGGAUGCAACAUCUGUUGUUGAAGAGUCUGAUAUCAUUUCUUUGGCUGAUGCGAAGAAACGGACUGGAAUUUUGGAGUAUCUUGUUUAUGAUAUCAAGAAGAUGGUUUGGGCAUGA
Penicillium pulvis is the source of this 2880-nucleotide messenger RNA. RefSeq lists its product as uncharacterized. Gene Ontology annotation, biological process: phosphatidylinositol dephosphorylation. The coding region runs from base 1 to 2880 and encodes 959 amino acids. The transcript is spliced from 3 exons. The record is from RefSeq and is a predicted model, not a curated record. Gene Ontology annotation, molecular function: phosphatidylinositol-4-phosphate phosphatase activity. Gene Ontology annotation, cellular component: endoplasmic reticulum. NCBI's taxonomy places the organism in Eukaryota, Fungi, Ascomycota, Eurotiomycetes, Eurotiales, Aspergillaceae.